AUGAACCCAGUUGUCCCCAGCAACAUCAUGGCUAAAUCCAUCUUUGUUCUUUUUGGGUUGAUUUCCUUUGUUCUCGGCACUUGCCCACAGAAUGCGGCCGAGUACGGUGAUCAAGCCGAAUGCGUUUAUCCAAUCGAUGCUGCCGCCACUUAUUCAACAUCGAAACUCCUAUGUCAACAACUUGGCGGAGAGAUCAUCUCGAUUCGGAGUGUUUUCGAGAACGUUCUCGCCGCUUCUCAAGCACAAACAGCUAUUGCCGGAGCCAGUCAAUCGUAUAUCGGAGUGAUCAAGAAUUCGAACGGCACUUGGACCUAUGCUGACGGACGGCCAUUGACCUACACGAAUUGGGCAGCGGGUCAUCCACUUGCCAAUAAAACGUGUGCCGUUUUGAGUUCAACGACCUAUUCGUGGAUGUCGGUCGUUUGCACUGAAUCGCACACUUUCGUCUGCUCUCUUCCUAAUCAAAAUUGCACUGAUGGUUGGGAGUACUACGAUGGAAACUGCUACUAUUUCUUCAAUCAGCAAGUCACCGACAAAUCGAGCAGGUACUCGGUGGGACAAGCCGAGUCUGCUUGCCAGAAAAUGAAUGCCCAUUUGGCGUCGAUUCACUCGGAUGACGAGUACACUUUUUUGAAAAAACAAAUCGCGACGAAUCUUCCGGCGAACACCUGUCAAUAUGAGCAAGCGAUUGUCGGUUUGACGUGUGGUGGACAAUAUGCAUGGUAUGACUCGAGUCCCGUCGAUUACUACAAAGGGAAAGGUUGCAAUUCGGUCUACACGGUGAGUGCGCACAUAUUAAGAAUUUGUGAGCUCCCG
This is a messenger RNA of Mesorhabditis belari, 816 nucleotides long. The record is from the annotation of a GenBank genome assembly. NCBI's taxonomy places the organism in Eukaryota, Metazoa, Nematoda, Chromadorea, Rhabditida, Rhabditidae.